Molecule: messenger RNA, 9528 nt
Organism: Parus major (Great Tit)
Lineage: Eukaryota; Metazoa; Chordata; Aves; Passeriformes; Paridae
Gene: ARHGEF3
Product: Rho guanine nucleotide exchange factor 3
Exons: 10
Coding region: 6106-7614 (502 amino acids)
Biological process (GO): positive regulation of Rho protein signal transduction; intracellular signal transduction
Molecular function (GO): guanyl-nucleotide exchange factor activity
Source: RefSeq, a predicted model, not a curated record
AUUCAGUAAGUCACUGUAUGAUAUCUGCUGUUUAAUUGUCAGUCCAGGUUAAUACCCAGUCAGUUCCAGAAUGGAAAAGGUCUUUCUUAGGUUGCCUGUACAAACAGCUUCUAAUGAGAGGAAAUGCAGAAUUUAAUCAUCUCUACAUUAGUUGCCUUGGUCACUUCCUUAAAUGGCUCUUCACUGUGCCCCAGCUAUCAUUUCAGGUUCUCUCCUUUGUAAUGCUGUGAUUAAAACAAAAUAUCUCUGGGUUUUCCUUUGUUUGCUUACUGGUUUUGAGGAGACUGACAGAGGAGGAAUAACACACUUCUUCCUGCUACCAUCAGGGAGUGCAGGUGGUGCAUGGGACCUCAUGGGUUUCAAGGAAAAUUGUAUCACCAAAGCACAUGCUUUAUUGUAUGAUCAAGUUGCCUUUGUGUCUAUUUAAUAAAAUUGCUUAAAAAAUUCUCCUUGAGAUGCUAGCAGUUUUAGUAGCAGGAUGCCUCUCCCAGGUUUUAGUAUGGACUUGUGUGGAUGAUUUAGUUACAUUUGUACAACACUGAACUAUACUUAGAACUGCUUUAGAGUUAGCUACUUUGUUUUUCUUGACCAUACACCUCAGUUCUAGAAGAAGCAAUGUUGUAUAAUUUUCCAAUCAGGAUCUUUCUAAGAUACUAUGAAGCAAAGGCAAAUUCUCUGCUGUUUCAGUAUAAAAAUCCAGUCUUUUUAGUGCCAAAAUCAAUUGAGAAUGUUGUUCUGGUUUUAGACUUGCUUUGCUGUGAAGGUACAUAAAGCUUGAGAUGCUUGGUUGAAUUUAUUUUUAGGUUUAAGUGUUUUCUGUGUUAAGGACUGUUAUAACACUGGUUGUUUCUUCUAUUUUAACCUGUUUUGUUUUUUUAUCCUGCUGAAGGUUAAAUACUGAUAACAUCCUGUGGAACAGAGCUUGAAUGUGGUUUUUUUUUUUUUUUUAUUAAACUCCAGGUUUUGGGGGCAUUUAUUAGAGCCAUUUAAUCUGAGGCCAAUUUAACUAGUAGCAGACUAACAAAAAUAAUAUUGUUGGGCUUCCUGCCAUGACAAAUGUUGACUUACCCUUAUAAAGUUGACUCAAAACUAAUAACCUUUAAAGUAUGGAAACCUUUAAGGCGUAUGGAAAUAUAGCCAGUUACAUGAAAUCUGAAACAGAGUGGUUCUGUUUGAGUUUACUGGCACUUCUUAUGAAUUAGGUUUGAAACAAAGGUUACUGUACUGUUUCAAUUUACAGUGUCUUCUGUUUAUUACACUGUUAACACUCUUGAGACUAAUUUAAGUUAAAACAUUUUUCCCUAAUGAAUGCUCCCAUAGCACAGAAUGAAUGCUCUGGAUGUCUGUUUGUCCUGAUCCACAUCAAAAAAGGAAAAAAGGUAACCAGCAUGUUUUUAUAAAAUGUUAAGCAAGGUAGCUAUCUUAAAUCCAAAAUUACUGGUGUAGAUGUCUUAGAACUUGCUGAACUCCAGUAAGCUGAGAUUCUAACGGGCAGUGGCAGUUUCAGCCACAUUAUGUGUGGGUUGAGAGAAGGUCAGUUGGCCUUUGAAGGUUAAAGGUGAACAGGAUAAAUUCUGCUGUUCUAAAAUGCUAAGUUUCUGUACCUUCUAUUUUCACAUAGCACAUAUUUUCUGGGCUGGUUAAAAACCUCUGUAAGUUCCUUUUGUUGAGUUUGGUUUUAAAUACAAUCAGAAAAAUCAACACAAUAUCCUGGUCACAGUAGUGCAGCAGACAUGAGAAUAAUGGCCCCUCAGGGAAACAUUUUCCCUUGUUUGUUGGAUUCAGCACCAGUCCUCUGACAUGGAGACUGUUGUUGAAGUUGCUGAUAAGAGAUGGGAGAGUCAGGUGGAAAAACAGUCAUAAUAGCAGCAGUGAACAUAAUUUGCUCUCCACUGGCAGGAAACCAGUGGCUAAGCCCUUGAGGAGCACAGAGUGGAAGAAUUUUGAAGUGAGGUACUGGAACAAAUGAAGAUCUUUUAUAUGGCACCUAGACUACUAUUCAGCAUGUCUUAUCCAGGUCAUUGGUUCUGAUGUUCUUAGGGCAAUAUGGAGGGAAUCUGGCCUCAUUCUUUUUGUUUCCUUUCUUUCUGUUUGUUAGGAAAUGAAAAGCAGUCUUUUGCUAGAGUAAUUUAUCCACCAAAGUGUGAUAAUUAAGCUGUGGGUGGUCUUGAAAGAUAAUGUAUCAAAAACUGAUUGAUACAGUUAAAUGGGUUUAACUCACUCUAUUUUGAACUUCGUGAAUAUUCCAUUCUUUACAUAUACUAGUAAAAUAAUGUGGGGGUUUUUUUAAUUUUGCUGAUGAAGAGCACCAAAGUAUUACCUUCUUCCCCUAAAUAGCCUUCUAGAAGCUUUCAUAUCUGUGUAGUGUGUUCUUGGGUACAAUAUAACCUAUUAUAAGGUGCCAGUUUCACUAAUGAAAAACCAGAAAUAGCAUGAACUUAGCUGUCAGUGCAUUGCAGCUAAUGUAAGUGCCUAAUUCUUCACAGGAUCUUCUGCUUUAACACACUUCCAUGGCUGUUUGAAUGCUGAGCUUGCCCUGGGAGCAGGUGCUUUGUGCCUAUAUUCAGGCUUUUAAAUGGUGAUCUGCGUUUGGGUCUGUGCAUCAGACCCAAAAUAAUGAUACAAAAGUUACCUUUUUGUCAGGCUGUUGUCAUUUUGAAAUGACCGUAUUACAGGUUAGAAAGCAAGAUGUCACUCAGUUCUGCCAGGCAAAAAGACUUAAAUUUUACUGCAAAGGGAGCUGGCAGCUGUUAGUCUUGUCAGUGUGGCUUCCCACUGAUGCUGUAGUUGGAGCUGCAUUUUUCUGCUGUCCCACAGCAGAAGGGUCAUUUUUUGAGUUACAUAUUAAUAAAGCCUUCCUUGCUUACUCUGUAGUCUAAACCAUUGGAUUAGAGGUUAAUAUACAGAAGAUACUGGAGGUACAAUUGUACCUAUACAUAAAGAGUAAAUAAGAAUGAAAAAGUAAUUGGAAGCACUGUGUCCUUCAUGCUAAUUUGGAGGCAUGGCAUCUUUGAAACUUCCUGUCUGAUGGUUUCCCAUCUUAAAUUGAUGAUAAUUACUGACUAUGCUGUGGUGAUUAGUCUUUCUUCCUACUAAUUCUCUAGAAAAGUAUAUUAGAGAAAUGUACUAAGAAAGACAUAGUAGAUGUUUGAAAUAUCCAUUGUCUGGUUUUCAGAACUAUCUCUAUUUUGGACACAGAUUUAAUUCUUUUAUCAGUUUGUUCACAGUUUCAAGUUCUUUCUGAAUCUGCAUGUAUUCAUGGUGUUAUUUGUUUGCAGGUUAAAUUUUUUUCUCUCUGAAUUCAAAUGUUACCAAAGUCAUCUUGAGUUCAAAUAUACAGCUCCCUCCAAAAGCCAUCUGCUCAUUGUUCUAGCCUAGUCAGGUAUUAAUUUGACUUCACUUGACUGUUUAGCCUUUGAAGUUCCUGCACUCAUGUUUCCCUCAGCUUUAUUUAGCCUUAUAUCAAAUUUAAAGCCCUGUCAGAUUAAUGUUACUUGUUCACAUAUACCAGCUCCACAUUUUAGAAACUCUGCCAAACUGUAGUCUGGGUCUUUUUUUUAAACUUACUUCCCGUAUUGCUUUGGCAAGCCUUCAUAACUCUGAAAAUACAGUCUAACAUGCAAUAAUUUCAAAACUCUGAUUUUUUUUUUUUUUAAAAUACCAAUCAUAAUGGCUUUAAAAGGUCAGGCAGCACAUUGUAACUCCUGAAUUUUUUUGUCAUAACUUGGCCUGGUUCCCAGUCUGGACAGGUGAUGGUUGUUGCAAAUGAAUGCAGCCUCUAAAUCCUCUCUGAGUUCCCUGAGCAGUGACGGGGGGAGGCAGGAGGAGAGGAGGAGCGGUGACUUUGGCAGCUCUGACUCUUCUGUGCACACUCAGAGUACAGGCCUGGAGUCUGACAUGUGUUCUGCCAGUGCAUGCUGUGCAUGGAGCCCCCUCAUGCUGGGCACACACAGUUCAAGAGUCAUACACCAAAGGAUUUUAUGGCUGUGGGACUCCUGGUUAACUGGAAAAUUGGAGAGUUUUCAGAGACAAAUUAGUGAAAUAAUGAACAUAUUCACUAAUGUGCAAGUGCAGAUUCUGGUCAGUAUCUCUGGUUAAAGCAGGACAGUUCACACAGUCUCCUCUUUCCAUUUGUUUUGUUGGCUGUGAGGAACAGAGUCCUUGAUGAGAAAAACACCCACCUGUUCAGAACUUGCCCUUGACUGUAGAAUUUUUCCCUGACCAGAUUGUUGGUCUCAGUAGUUUGUUCAGCUUCUCUGCAAUGCUGGUUUGGAGAGGUGACACAGCUUGAGAAUGAGGGUGCUGAUGAAAGGAGAGGCAGAGGCAGAAUGGAUGCAGACAGUACAGCAGAAAUCCUGUCAUCAAAUGUGCAGCAAUUUCAAUAUUACUGUAUGACAGUUUUGGAAUUGCUCUGGUAAUUUUAUAUUUUGAUUGCAUAGUCAGAGCCUUAUUUGUACAAACUCCAUUUUUCUACUGUAGAAAGGGUGACUCAGUACUGAUGGCUUUUGUUGUGAGACUUCUCUGAAUAAAAUGACACCUGGAACACUUAAGAUUUGAUGAGUUUUCAUUCCUAGCUCAGUAUCUUAACCUACCACUCAGUUUCUAAUAAAGGGGAGAAUCAUGUUGGGAGUAUUCAGAAAUGCUUUUCUUAUACUUAAGAACUUAUGAUUAACAAGAUUUUCUUUGAGCUGAUUGGUAAAGGUGUAAAGUCUCAGGCUUCUGAAGUUAUCGGAAGCAAUGUUAUUUGAGAGAAUCCUGUAAUAAUGCUGAUUCAUUUCCAUAAAAUUGAAUUCUAAAUUCAGACUGCAUAUUUAACUGUUCUGAAUUCUGGUCAGAAUUUUCCAUGUGAAAUCUUGGAACAUGAUAGAUUGCAGGAAGAGCUCAAGGUGGGGUGCUGAUACAGACGGGCAGGACUGCAGUUAUCUGACCUGGCUUUGUCUGCUGGGAGAACAGCCAGCCUCUAGUGGCUCACAGCAAGAGGUUCCAGAAGAUCUUAAUGAUGUUUGAUGGUGGCUGAAACUCUGCUUGGGGAUCAUCUUCUAAACCAGUUGCUGUUUUCAGUGAGGUUUUGCAUCACGAACAUUAGUAAAAAUUAUACUGCCUUAGCACUUUUCUCCUUGAAAUGGAUGGGGGCAAUGGAUACCAGAAGGGGUACAGCAUAAAGGAGUAAUAAUUUCUAUUCAUCCUAAUCCUCUUCUUCCUAUCUCCUGGAAAGUCUACAAUGUUAAUUUCCAGGUUUUGCUUUUGGGCUGGGGUACUGGUGCCUGAGUGCCCUGUGCUGCUGAGGCAGAGCUGCUGGCACAAGCUGUGCUGCUGGCAUGGCACUGCCCGCCCGGCCGGGGCUGCGUGUCCUUACACUGCAGUGCAGCACCAUUCCUGACCAGCUGGCACUGCCAUGGGCCGUGCUCUGGGCACCAGCACUCAGAAUAAUCAGAAACCAGAAACAGCUCAUGCUUGUGCCACCAAUUAGAGAAGAAUUGCACUGGAAUCUCAAGGAUUUUUCCUUUUUUUGGGGGAGUGGAGGAGGGGGUGGGACGCUGCUGCUCGAGAUAAGUACCAGAGUGGUGCUGCAGUGACGUAAAAAAUGCUCCUUCUGAAACCUGCCUCAAAGACAUGGUUGCUGAAAAGGAAGGGUUAUGAAUAACAGUGCAGUGAUGAAGAUAAGGAUUUAACUUGCUUUAGACUGUUACAGUUCCUUAAUGCCAGGUGUCAUGUAUGAUGGAAUACAUUAUUUUUGCAAGAGGGUUAAACACUGUCACUCAUCUCAGCUGGCUUUUAUGGAUUUCCAGGUCUGCCUGCUGAGAAGUAAAUUAAAUAUGUAGCUGCUUCUCACCUUUCCUCUGUUGCUUCACUAAUGGAAGAGAAUUUUUCAUGCCAGUAAUACAGAUGGUGAUCAUUGCUGCUGAGAUUUAUUAUUAUUGGGUAUCAAGAAGAAUGACAAAUUGCAUUAUUUCCAGAAGGAUUUGUUUCUGAAGAAAAGGAUAAUCGGCAUGCUUCAUUUUUCUUAAAACUACGUCCAGACAAUUGGAGGCAUAGCAAACCUACACAAACUUUAUAAGCAUGGCUGAAAAAGAGAGAUGAACUGCUUUAGGAUGUCCUUGAAAUAUGGUGCUGGCUGGGGUUUUUAACUUCAUUUGGAAGGAGCCCAGUAACAAACGGGUCAAGCCUCUUUCCAGAGUCACAUCCCUGGCCAGCCUCAUCCCUCCUGUGCGAGCCACUCCGCUGAAACGCUUCAGCCAGACCCUGCAGCGGUCCAUAAGUUUCCGCAGCGAGAGUCGCCCCGACCUGCUCAGCCCACGGCCAUGGUCUCGAAAUGUGCCCCCUGCUACCACAAAGAGGAGAGACAGCAAACUGUGGAGUGAGACCUUUGAUGUCUGUGUCAAUCACAUGCUCACAUCCAAGGAAAUCAAGCGGCAAGAGGCUAUAUUUGAACUUUCCCAGGGAGAAGAAGACUUGAUAGAAGACCUGAAGUUGGCAAAAAAGGCUUAUCAUGACCCAAUGCUUAAGCUUUCCAUAAUGACAGAGCAAGAGUUGAACCAAAUUUUUGGAACACUGGACUCUCUAAUUCCUCUGCAUGAAGAUCUUCUUAGGCGACUUCAAGAAGUCAGGAAACCUGAUGGAUCAACAGAUUGUGUUGGCCACAUCCUCGUGGGCUGGCUUCCAUGCCUAAACUCCUACGACAGCUACUGCAGCAAUCAAGUAGCAGCUAAAGCUUUAUUGGAUCACAAGAAACAAGAUCACAGAGUGCAAGAUUUCCUGCAGCGCUGCCUGGAGUCUCCUUUUAGCCGCAAGCUGGACCUGUGGAAUUUCCUUGACAUUCCCAGAAGCCGUUUGGUUAAAUACCCACUACUGCUCAGAGAAAUUUUAAGACACACACCAAAUGAUCAUCCAGAUCAACAGCAUCUGGAAGAAGCUAUAAAUAUAAUUCAGGGCAUUGUGGCUGAAAUCAACAUAAAGACUGGUGAAUCUGAAUGCCAGUAUUACAAAGAGAGACUUAUUUAUCUUGAAGAAGGCCAAAGGGAUUCAUUGAUUGAUAAUUCACGUGCUGUGUGUUGUCAUGGGGAACUGAAGAACAAUAGGGGAGUGAAACUGCAUGUCUUCCUCUUUGAAGAGGUGCUGGUGAUCACUCGGGCUGUGACCCACAAUGACCAUCUCUGCUACCAGCUGUACCGGCAGCCAAUUCCCGUCAGGGAGCUGGUGCUGGAGGACCUGCAGGAUGGAGAGGUGCGCCUGGGAGGAUCCAUACGUGGAGCCUUCAGCAACAAUGAGAGAAUCAAAAACUUCUUUAGAGUCAGCUUCCAGAACGGAUCCCAAAGCCAGACUCACUCUCUCCAAGCCAAUGACUCCUUCAACAAGCAGCAGUGGCUAAACUGCAUCCGCCAGGCCAAGGAAAAGGCUGCGUGUGCAGGCAAGGCUGGUGGGCUGGAAGCACAUUUCCUUGUGUCACCCAAUGGACGCAGAGUGCCCCAGGGAGAGGCUGCCCUGGAGCAGAUGGAGCAGUCGGACUGUGAGUCAGACUGUAGCAUGGACACCAGCGAGCUCAGCGCCGACUGCGAGCGCAUGGAGCAGACGAACUCUUGUGAGAGCGAAAAGCAAAUAGAAACCAAUGUUUGACAAAAGCUUACAGUUCCUGGAAGAAAAUCUGUCUCUUACCUGUACAGUAUUUGCAUUCCAUACAUGGAACCAUUUGGAGAAGCACUUUUAGAAUAUUUUUUGUGACAAUGUCAAUGCAGUUCUUGUAUUAUUAAUACCUGUGAGUGUCGUACUGUAACUGCCCAUCUGUAUAAGCUGGAAUCUCUUGCGACUCAUGUCCUGUGAUUAUAUUCCAUGAACACCCAAGUUGGAUGAAAGAGGUACUUGACCAGUUAUUCUCAAUGUCCUGCUGUAAACAGAAUUUCUGAACUACUAUUUAUAUAUGCAUUACAUAAAUAACCUUUUCCUUAUAUUUAAGUAUUUAAUUUGCCCUUUAAAGGGGCAGCUGAAGAUGUGGACUUAAUAUGGAAUUUCAGGAUGGGUAUCAAGAUAAUAAGUUUUCUUAAAGGCAUGGAAAGAAAAAGUAGUUUCUUGGAACAGGAAAGAAAACUAUCUUGUAAUAACCUAUCCAAACUCCUGUGGUAUUAAAUCAGCAAGAACUAUAAACAGCGGGCCUUGGAACCAGGGACUCUUUAGGGAUUUGUUUUUCAAAAUGAAGCACUGUCCUAAGAUCCAGCAGCCAAACUUACUAAAAUAUGGACAUUUCAAAUGGUCAGCAUAGUAAGAUGGCUUAUUUUUCAAAGCAUGUAAUGCUAAAAAUAAUCAACUGAAAAGACCACAACCAAACCUUUACAGCCAGCACUGAAUUAAAUGAAAUGCUGAGAAUACUGGAUGUUUGUAAAUAAGCUGGUAAUUUGCUUUCAGUGCCAUAUAUAUAUAUAUAUAUUAUAAUAUAUAUAUAUUAUCCCAAACAGUAAGAAUGGAAAGGAGCUUUUGCUUGUGAAUAGGCCCUCUUCAGCAUUUUGCACUCCACUGACCUCCACUGUUGGUUUUAAGCACCACUAAUGUUAAAACUUUUAAUUUUCUGUAAAUGUCUGUUUACAAUUACAUGUAGUUGGUUUUUAAAACUAAGUGAUGAUUUUAUAUAAAUGGUGCUCUACAAAUACCCUGUGGGAUUAUGUAGAGAGAGUUUAAACAAAAAGGGAAUUGUUUGUCCUUUAGGAUGUAUUACAUCCUUUUUACUUUCCUCAAGUUUUGUUUUAAAAGUUUUUGUUGCAUUUAAUUUCAUACUGCAAUUGGAAAUGCUACUGUGUUUUCUGGUGGCUGAUUUAACCUACUCAUAAUGAUGAGAAGCAGAUGAGUCACUUAAAUGCAGUCUAAAACACAUAGUUGAACAUCCUGUUAUUUUUCAGGAAUCCCUGGGUAGUAUUUUAUUUCUUACUGUAAGAAAGAAUGCCAGUGGUGUUUGGUAAGCUAUGAAAAUGAUAUAUUACAAAUUUUAAAUGAUUCUUGGUAUUACACAAGAUAACCUGUGCAAAGUACUUGUAACAACAAAAGUAGAAAAACUGCUAAGUUAUUGCCAAAAAUAAUUUUUCUUGUGUUCUACAAGUUUACAUAAAAUUUACUAAGUAUCUUACAUAUAUAUAUGCUCAUGUGCAUUACAGAAAUCAGUGUGACAAGAUGAUAAACAAUAUAAAACAAGGUAUUUUUAUUUUUUAAAAAAAUGGCAUUUUUACCCUAUAGAACGUAUUUCUGUAUUUAUAGUUUUUAAAAAAAAAAAUCAAUUUUCUUUUCUGUUUCAGGCAUUGUAAUUUAUUUCAACUGCUUCAUUUUUAGAGCUGAAAGAAUAUACCAGUGAAGAUGAAAGGAAAAAUCUGCAAAGAAAAGGCAUAGGGAAGUUGUUCAGCAAAAAUGUUGAAAAAAAGAGCAAAAAGCAUGUAAAAUGUUCAGAUAGAGAAGAAGGAAUGAAUGAAUGUGUAUUGACUUUUUUUUUUUUUUUUUAAAUAAUGGCCUUGAACUUUUCUGGAAGCAUUUCAAAUAAAUUACAUUAAACCA